UACCUAUCCCAAAAUCGCCGUUGAAGUUUGACUUGGACCAAACUUCUAGUAUUAUUUUAUAUCAGAGUGCCGCUCGGCCCGGCCACGUCCCGUCCCGUUCCCCGCCCGAGUUCUCCACCUCUCCAUCUGUACAGCCGCGCGCGUCCCUCCUCCCGCCUAUCGUCCCUCUGCUUUUCACGGUGUCCACAUCGUUGCUGCGUCCGCUGGUCCCGGUUGCUUCUUCGCCCUUCUCCGCCGCUUCCUCUGGUCCUCGUCGCUGCUACUGCUAGUCCAGUCCUUCUGCCGUCCAGUGCUGCCCCUCGCCGCUGGUUUUCGUCCUCAAUCACGCCGCAUCUGCCCCUCGCCGCGCCCUCGGAUAACUGCAGUAUUAUAAUUCACAAGAUCGAGGUUAUGGAGGCAGCGACCUUCCCUGCUGCGCAUCCACAAAUGAGAUUUCUCGGUUCCAAUCAUAAAUUGUCAAGGCCCCAGGUCAGGUCUAUAUCUGUUUCUGGCCACUCAUAUGGGGAAUUACUGGAUUUUGAUAAACCAACUUCUCAAGCAGUGGUUGCUUUAAGUUCCAGUUCAAGUGGUAAAAGCAUUGCCAUCAGCAGGGGAUCACUCCUGCUCAGUCCUGCUCAAAAGAGACAUCCAGUUGGACAAACAUUUUGUGCAGCCUCUGCAGGAGAAUACACAUACGGUGAAAGUCUUAUUGAAUCUCAUUCGGACACCACAGAAGACAGGGUUGGUGUGCUGCUCCUGAAUCUCGGAGGGCCAGAAACACUGCAUGAUGUUCAGCCAUUUUUAUUCAAUUUAUUUGCAGAUCCGGAUAUUAUAAGACUUCCCAGGCUGUUUCGAUUUCUUCAGCGACCUUUAGCUCAAUUAAUUUCUGUGCUUCGUGCUCCUAAAAGUAAAGAAGGGUAUGCUGCCAUUGGAGGUGGCUCACCUUUGCGUAAAAUAACAGAUGAGCAGGCAGAUGCAAUCAAAAUGGCCUUGAAAGCAAAGGGAAUGCCUGCAAAUGUCUAUGUUGGAAUGCGGUAUUGGUACCCAUUCACUGAGGAGGCAAUUCAUCAGAUCAAGAGGGACAGAAUAACAAGACUGGUGGUGCUGCCACUUUACCCACAAUUCUCCAUCUCCACAACUGGCUCAAGCCUCCGUGUACUCCAGAAUAUAUUCAGUGAAGAUGCGUAUCUGUCAAGGUUGCCUGUUUCUAUUAUACAGUCCUGGUACCAAAGAGAAGGUUAUAUUAAGGCUAUGGCUGACUUGAUUGGGGAAGAACUAAAGAAAUUUCCUAAGCCUGAGGAGGUCAUGAUAUUCUUCAGUGCCCAUGGAGUGCCUGUGAGUUAUGUGGAGGAUGCAGGAGAUCCAUACAAAGAUCAGAUGGAGGAGUGUAUUUACUUAAUAAUGCAAGAACUAAAAGUUAGAGGAUUCAAUAACGAUCAUACCCUUGCCUAUCAGAGCCGAGUUGGGCCUGUACAAUGGCUGAAGCCCUACACUGAUGAAGUUCUGGUUGAGCUUGGCCAGAAAGGUGUGAAAAGUCUCCUAGCUGUCCCUGUAAGCUUUGUGAGUGAGCACAUAGAGACUCUUGAAGAGAUUGACAUGGAGUACAAGCACUUGGCCCUUGAAUCUGGAGUUGAAAAUUGGGGCCGUGUACCUGCUCUAGGUUGCACCUCAACUUUUAUUACAGAUUUGGCAGAUGCAGUAAUAGAAGCCUUACCGUCAGCUAAAGCCAUCUCAACCUCAAAGAGCACCUCAGAAGAAGCUGAUUAUGAUCCCUUGAGUUAUGCUAUCAAAAUGUUUUUCGGUUCAAUCUUAGCAUUUGUUUUGCUCUUGUCCCCGAAAAUGGUUCAUGCAUUCAGGAAUCAUGUGUUUUGAAGAUGAUAAAGAUUAGAAGGACUCCCUCGGAUAAUAAAGUACAUCAAGAUUGGCAAAGUCACAGAAUGGUAAACAGGAUUCCUCUUGAUGUUAGUUUUGUGUUUUUGCUUGUUCCAGACUUGAUAUUUUACAUUGGGAUGUAGCUGGAAUUAGUGUAGUUUUUCCCAGCAUUCUAUUAGCUUGUUUACAACUACUUUGAAUCACACGAAGAAGAGGUGUUAAUUGCAAUUGACAUCUCCCAAAUUACAUGUAUCUGCAUAAUAUUUUGUGCAUAAUCAAAAGUUAAAGGUGAAUUUGGAGUUGCAA
Manihot esculenta (cassava) is the source of this 2157-nucleotide messenger RNA. RefSeq names its product ferrochelatase-2, chloroplastic. Bases 391 to 1851 code for a protein of 486 amino acids. Gene Ontology annotation, biological process: heme biosynthetic process. Lineage: Eukaryota; Viridiplantae; Streptophyta; Magnoliopsida; Malpighiales; Euphorbiaceae. The transcript is spliced from 10 exons. Gene Ontology annotation, molecular function: protoporphyrin ferrochelatase activity. The record is from RefSeq and is a predicted model, not a curated record.